AUGGCCGGCAAGCGGAAGAGGGGACCUAAAGACGGUGCCAAUUCGGGCCCGAAUGCCCCCAAAAAGGCCAAGAGCGACGCCAAAACCAACGGACGAACCGCCCCCGCGAAGCCGAUCCUUGAAAAGAAGCCGUUCAUCGAGACCCCGACUGGAGAGGAUCGCAGGCGAGAGGCUGGCCUAUACGAGCUUCUCGGGAGCGAAGAUGAUGGCGAACGCAUAGAGGCGGCCGAUUGCAUCGUGUCGAGCCUCCUGGGUGGGGAUGGCGUGCCGGAAGCCGUUCUGCUGCGACAUCUCGAUCGACGACUGUUCCGCGGCCUCGCAAGCGGGCGCAACGCUUCGCGGAUCGGUUUCAGCCUCGUCAUUGCGGAGAUCCUGGGGCAGCUGUUUGCCGAGGAUUCGAAGCUGGCAUCCAAGUACCCGGACCUCACCUUUGAAAAGGUCCUGGCCCUGCUGGUGGACAAGACGCAGGCUAUCGGCAACAUCCCCGGUCAGGAGGAGCGCGACCACUAUUUUGGCCAGCUCUUUGGCCUAGAGUGCUUCGUGCGCUCGCGGACUCUCUUCUCAGACGUUUCGAGGUGGCACUCUGUCCUGGACCUGCUGUUGAAACUGAGCAACAAGAAGAUAUGGCUUCGGUCGCAGUGCGGCUGGGUCCUGGUGCAGGCCCUCGAGCAGACGAGCCGGAAGGAGGCCGAGGCCACGCUGAUCAAAGUCGCGGACGCUGGCCUAGCCAAGACUCCAGAGGGCGUCGCCGCGUGGCUUGUUGCGCUGAAUCGCUAUCCCGACAUCAAACUGAAGCCGUGGCAGAACCCCCUCUCCACCAAGUCCCUGGGCGACCUGGCUGCCGUCCUCAAGGAGAGCUUCAAGGACUCGAAUAAGGAACCCAACGACAAGUCUCAAAACAACGGCAAGCAGGCGAGCUGGACAGCACAGCUGCACUUUGUCUGGGACAUAAUCAUCGGGUGCUACGUGAAGGGAGGCGCAGUUGCAGACACGGACGGACUCUCUCAGUUCUACAACCGCGUCAUCGAUGAUGGCUUGUUUUCCAAAAGCGCGACCGACGGCCAAAAGUUCAAGGGCUUCAUGGUAUUCCAGAAGCUGCUCGAGGCACUGGUUGGCCAGCAUGACAAGCUGCAAUGCCUGUUCACCAAGAACUUCAUGACAUGCCUCAUUAACCAGGCUGCCAAGGAGGACCGAUACUUGCAUAGAGCAGCCAUCAAAGCGCUUCGAGCCAUUGAGAACGUGGUUUCUCAGCAUCCCGACACGCUCGCCAUCAUUCUCGGGAGCUUGCUGGGAAAGAACGGCGCCUACAACUUCGACCAGCGCACAAGCACCAAGACCGUCGACAAGCUCUUGCAAAACAUAAACCCCGACAACGCGGAGGACUCGCUGGUGGUCAUUCGCCUGCCUUUGGCGACGCUGAAGAAGAAGGAGGGCGACGAGGCCACUGCUAUCCUUCGGGUCUACGCCGACUACCUAGCCAAGGUUCUCAACGCAUUUGCAUCAAGUUCUGCGGAGGCGUCGUCGGACUCCAAGCACGAUUCUUCGUUCGGGCCGGUGCUCCAAGAGCUCUCUGCCUUGGCGUACUCGACUCCCGAGAGCGUUCCAGAGGAUGCUCUGACAGAUCAGAUUCGGGAGCUCUGUCGAUCCCGAAUCGAGUCAUCGUUGGCCCGCUUGACUCGCAACGCCGACGAUUUCAGCGUUUUCUGUAAUGCAAUUGCGUCCAUCGAUCCGGCGUCGAGGAACAUGGCCGGCGACAUCAAGGAGGCUAUGGACGACGCAUUGGCGAGGAUGAAGAAGCUUUUGAAGCGAAAGUCAAAGAGCAAGGACGACCAGAGCUUGGCGCAGGGUCUGGCCAUGCUGCACGCCAUCUCCAUCUUCCAACUGUACAAUGAGGACCCCGAUGCGAUGGAGGUGCUGAACGACCUGGCGCAGUUCUAUGAGAGACUCAAGUCAGGAAGUGUCGGUGACAAGAGUGAAGGCAGUUCCGAGCUUCUUGUUGAGAUACUGCUAUCAAUGGUUGCGCGCCCAUCGUCCCUGAUGAGGCAGGUAUCCCAACAGGUGUUUGAUGCUUUUACCAGCCAGAUCUCAGCCGAGGGUCUUGAGCUGCUGACUGACCCCCUCGCGUCAGGGGAGAGCACCAAGGGUCAAAAGGAGCUCUUCAACACAGAAGAUGAUGCCAUGGACGUGGACGCGGACGAGGACGAGGAUGGAUCUUCUGACGACGCCAACAGCGUGGAGGAGGUCUCUGAUGUUGAGAUCGACUCUGAUGUGGAAUUCGUUGGCCUUGCUGGCGACGAUGAUGAUGAGAGCGGAGGCGAUGACGAUGAGGACGACGAUGAUGAUGAGGAAGACGGGGAUGAGGACAGCGAGGGUGGAGACGCAAGGAAGCAAGAGCCGAUAGACCUCGAUGAACUCGUCGGCUCCAUCCUCAAGAGCCAUCGCCUCGACAAGGACGCAGACGCCGUCGAGUCAGCCUCGGACGGCGACAUGUCCGACUCGGAGAUGCUCGCCCUCGACGAGAAGCUCGCCGAGGUCUUCAAGCAGCGCGUCAAGGCCCAUCCGGACAACAGCAAGAAGCAGAAGAAGGACGCCAAGCAGUCCGUCGUCAACUUCAAGCACCGCAUCCUCGACCUGCUCGACAUUUACGUCCGCAACGAGGCCCUCAACCCGCUCGCCUUCUCCCUUCUCGUCCCGCUCCUCGGCCUCAUGCGCACCACCUCGACCAAGCCGCUCGCCAGCCGCGCCUGCGAGAUCAUCCUCAGCUUUCAGCGCGGGCUGCGCAAGGCUAGGGCGGGCCGUGACGGCGCCGGCGCUGGCGAGGAAAAGGCCCGUGCCCAGGCACAGCCUGCCGCCGACGACCUCCUCCCGCUGCUGGUCGAGGUGCACGAUGAGGCGGGCAAGGAUAACUCGCAUGCGUACGCCAAGGCGGCCAGCGCGGCCAGCCUUAUCGUUGCGUCGGCCAUGUUUGCCGCCGACAAGGACGCCAUCAGGCAGAUCGCGGCCGUGUACGCCAAGACCCAGUCCGGCUGGGUGCUCGGUGAGGUCCGUCUCCAGACGUCCUUCUUUGCCGACUGGAACAACUGGUGCCAGAAUCAGGCGUCGCAGGCACGUCAUUGA
This is a messenger RNA of Purpureocillium lilacinum, 3117 nucleotides long. Its product is annotated as DNA-directed DNA polymerase. Gene Ontology annotation, cellular component: nucleolus. Gene Ontology annotation, molecular function: transcription factor binding; rDNA binding. NCBI's taxonomy places the organism in Eukaryota, Fungi, Ascomycota, Sordariomycetes, Hypocreales, Ophiocordycipitaceae. The record is from RefSeq and is a predicted model, not a curated record. Gene Ontology annotation, biological process: regulation of DNA-templated transcription.